GAUCCAAUCCGGGAUUGGACGCUGGCUGGGGGGUGGGCUCAGCCCGAGUAUAUAUAUAGUAUAGGAAAGGCGUGGCCAAAGCCCAACGUUCUCUUUUCUGGUCUCGGCUGUUAUUGUUGAUAGUGCUUUGGUUUCCCAGCAAUACAGGAAGCUGCGGGAAUCGGUGAUCAGUCCAGGAAAAAACGCUAAAAUCUUAACCCCGAGUCUAUAGAAGGGCAGGAGAGCUCCAUACUGAGGAUAUACAGGAAUAAGGUCAGUGGUCCUUCCAUAGUAAACAAGAGGAUGCAUGCAGGUCCUCCUCCAGCACCAGGAACUCCUAGAGCGCCAUCCUCCUAAUCCUAUCGAUCGAUCUUCUGGAUGAUGACGAUGUAUAACGUCUCCAUAGGCGAUCAGUGCGAAGCGUACACAAGGCCGUGACCGAUCAGUCAUCGUCUAUGAUCACAAUGUACUGGAUAUAAGAUCGCCGGACACUUCCCAUCACCUUCACCACAGGACGCUCCUUUAUUUCUGUAACCAAUCACCUUACAAGACUUUAUUAUUCAUCGAAGAGCCCGGCGAGGAGGAAGGGCGUCCAGUAUGCAGCGUGGAACCUGCUUCAUCAACUACGAGGAUUUCCGGGAAUGCUUCGAUUCCUACAAAGAGGAGACCAGGCUGACGUUCAUGAUCCAGAGCUGUGUGUCCGUCGAGCACUACAACCUCAAGAACGGCACCGAUCUCCGUGAUGACAUUGUAUAUACUCAGGUGAAGUUUCGCUGUUCCAAGGUGCAAGGACACAAUGGUAAAAGAAAGUCUCAAGAAGCCACCUGCCCAGCCUUCUUUUUUCUGCAGUAUGAUUCCACAAUAGAUCGACUGGUAGUUAAAGAAGAAUGCGCCACCCAUGUCCACGAUAAGCAGACAAGUCUGAAAGCGUCUCCCCCUACGCAUCCACCGAAAAUUGUACCUUCUGAAUGCGGGGAGCUGGAACCCCAAUCUAAAAAGAGAUGCGGUGAAACAAUAUCUUUAACUCUAGAUACAGAAUAUAAUGAAAAUCUUCAACUGCAUGUGCCAUGUGAAGAUGAAGAGAGCUUGCCAUUGGAGGGAAACGAUAGUAAUGAAGUUGAUUCUCCCAAUGCCACCAUAGACUGUGUUCAGGAGGUGUUGUCCUUAGAGGCUAUUUCACGUUUAGGCGAAUUGAUGAAGAAAUUUCAGAUCAAAGAUAUUGGUUCCAAGGCCUUGUUAAGCAUUGGAAGUGAACAACAGUUGGAGCAGAUAAGCUUUCAAACGAGUAAAAUGUGUGGCUUGUUUGGAAGGUUCCCUGAGGGCCUUCUGAUCAACAAGAUGGUCAGUAAACGUGGAUACACAUUGUAUGCUUUUCUAGUGGAAAACACAGAACGCAGAGCAAAGAUCAUUAACUUCUCUUUCGUUAGAGAUGAUAAUGCAAGGGAGGUCUCCAAAAUGUUGGAAACCUUUAAAAUUUUUAACCCAGAAUGGCAAAAGGUAAAGAUUAUCUAUACGGAUAUUUAUUUCGGACACCGGGAUACCGUGAGUGAGGCAUUUCCUUCAACCAGGAUUCUACUGUCUGUGUUCCAUACUGUGCGUUUCAUUGAAAGACAGAUUAAAGGAUCGUCGUGCUUCAAGGAAUGGCUCCGUAAAUGGAUCGAUGAUGCAAUCCAUCACACAACCCCAGAAAAACUGAAAUUCUUAGCGGAGCAAAUACAAUAUAAAUUGGACAAAGAGGUUUAUGAAAACCUUCACACAAAUUGGUUCUCUUGUGAAUUGCUGUGGUACAUGCAUAUGAAGAAAGGCUUGCUUUCUAGUAUCAUGUAUAUGGACAGCUUGGGCUUGGUGAACGAUACCAUCACCAGCCUACUUAAAAAAGAUUUAUCCAUGGAAGAAAAAAUUCAGCAGUUUGUUGAAUCUGCAGACCAUUUCAACAGUAAGGGGUUAGAAAACAAAAGGGAUGGCUGUUUGGAUUUUUCCACGAAUAUGGUGAAAAUUCCAAAAAAGAGAAGAGGAAGGGCAAAAUCUUUUGAUCCUUCACAGCCAGCCCGGUCUGCUUUGAAAAAGAAUGCUGGUUUGUCAAAGGCUAUGGACUAUGUAGACCACAAACCUAGGCCGCUGCCUUCCAAACUACAGAAAGCUUCAGACAAAAUGCUACUUUCCUUGAAGAAGAACUGCAAUGACCUUGGCUAUCAGCUGUGCAGUAAAGAAUGGGAAGUGGCUCAGAAGUCUAGCCAGCUUAUAAGUGUGCAGACCACUUGCAUUCAUGUCCAAUUUCUGGAAGAAUCCCAUCAAGUCUCUCAGGAUGGUGUGUCCUGCACAUGCUAUUUCAAUAUUCUUUAUAAGCUGCCAUGUAGACAUAUCUUAGCCAUGCUACUUGCAAACAAAAAAUUGGUUGAAAGAGACCUGAUCAGUGUCAGGUGGCAGAAGAGGUACAUAAAACCAGUAGCUGAGGACAAGAUAUUGGAAACGGUACUUUGCCAUACUAAAUCUGAAGCAGAAGCGAACAGAAGGGUUGACAUGAUCAGCAGUCUGGUCAUGGAAUUGGCUAAUCUACUCCUGCAGGAUGAUGAGAAGGAAAUGCACGUUAGAGCUACUACCCUACAGACGAUAGUGGAUAUGUGGCACAAGGAGUCGAAUACUAAGAACGAACACCUUGCUGAGAGUGACUCUAACAGCCUGCCUUACAGAUGGGUGAAGAAGGAACCCGAUGAGGAAGCACAUCCUGACUCUUCUGAACUGUACAGAAUGGACACUUGAUCCGACCAUAAAUUCAAUAUUUAUUAGCAGACCAAAUAAAACCUCCAACUGACUCUG
This is a messenger RNA of Rana temporaria (common frog), 2796 nucleotides long. It is a transcript of the gene ZSWIM3, whose product is annotated as zinc finger SWIM-type containing 3. The transcript has 2 exons. Gene Ontology annotation, molecular function: zinc ion binding. Bases 577 to 2739 code for a protein of 720 amino acids. The record is from RefSeq and is a predicted model, not a curated record. NCBI's taxonomy places the organism in Eukaryota, Metazoa, Chordata, Amphibia, Anura, Ranidae.